Lotus japonicus is the source of this 2177-nucleotide messenger RNA. Its product is annotated as probable chlorophyll(ide) b reductase NYC1, chloroplastic. The coding region runs from base 206 to 1852 and encodes 548 amino acids. The transcript has 9 exons. Gene Ontology annotation, molecular function: chlorophyll(ide) b reductase activity. The record is from RefSeq and is a predicted model, not a curated record. NCBI's taxonomy places the organism in Eukaryota, Viridiplantae, Streptophyta, Magnoliopsida, Fabales, Fabaceae. Gene Ontology annotation, biological process: chlorophyll catabolic process; PSII associated light-harvesting complex II catabolic process.
UACGUUACAUACACCGAAAAUCAAUGCUUCUUCUACCUUUGAGAUAUUUUGAAAAACCAGAAAAUUCCAGAAACAUAGUUUUCAAUCUUCACAAACAAGAUAACAAUAAGUAAGAGAAUAAAGCCACUCAGAAAAUUUCAAACACUUCUCAAUUUGUUCCAACAUUUCUAUGAAACUUUGAUCUUUGUGUUAUUCUAUCUUAGCCAUGGCUACUGUUGUGAAGCUCCAUGUUUUUCCAGAAAGUUUCAAUAUUCAUGGGAAGAGGUUGCUUAGGAGGGGUUUUGGGUCAUCAAGUUCUCCUGGGGUGCUUGGUUUAGGCCAUAAUUUUGAUGGGUUUUCUGUGAAACAGUGUAGGGCCUUUAAGAGUGAGGAGAGUGAGGGUUUGAAGGAGAAAAAGAUUCGAACUUUGAAGAAAAAUGAGGUGAAAAUUAGAAGGGAAAGUGGGUUUUGGAGUUCACUCAACUCUGUCUUGUUGAGGAAUUUCAUGGGGGGUUCUAAAUCUGAGGAUGAGUUUCAUCAAGCUAUGGUGAAAGUGGAGGAAGUGUUAUCUUCGGCAAGUUACUUUUUCUGCUGUACCUGUAACUGUUCUAUCAAUUUUGUUGUGUUGAAUUUUGAAUUAGUAUUUAACUGUGUUUUUUCAAUUGGUGAAAACAAGAUUGCUGUUCAAAUUGGAAGAUAUAUUGUGACCAUGAUGAGCACUGGGGUUAUUCUUGCAAUUGGAUUUCAGAUGUCAGGUGGAGACAAUCAGAUGGAUGCAUUGAUAUGGUAUAGCUGGCUUGGAGGAGUUAUCAUUGGGACAAUGAUUGGUGCUAACAUGGUCUUGGAGGAACAUUGCCGUGCUGGUCCACGUAAUGUUGUCAUCACAGGGAGUACAAGGGGAUUGGGCAAGGCCCUGGCUCGGGAAUUUCUUCUUUCUGGAGACCGUGUAAUAGUUACCUCUCGCAGCCCUGAAUCUGUGGAAGCAACUGUGAAAGAGCUUGAGGAAAAUCUGAAGGAAGGAAUUGCCAGUGCAGUUGGCUCAACUCUAACAAAACUUUCUCAGGCAAAGGUGGUAGGCAUUGCUUGUGAUGUCUGCGAGCCUCGUGAUGUGCAGAGAUUGGCGAACUUUGCUGUCAAUGAGCUUGGUUAUAUUGACAUUUGGAUUAACAAUGCUGGGGCAAAUAAAGGUUUUAGACCGCUGCUUGAAUUUAGUGAUGAAGAUAUUCAACAGAUUGUCUCAACAAAUUUAGUCGGAUCUAUCCUUUGUACUCGAGAAGCCAUGCGUAUUAUGAGAAACCAGGUCAAGGCAGGUCACAUAUUUAAUAUGGAUGGUGCAGGUUCUGGGGGAACUAGCACUCCUCUGACAGCUGUAUAUGGUUCUACAAAGUGCGGCCUUAGGCAAUUUCAAGGAUCACUAUUGAAGGAAUGCAAGCGAUCAAAAGUCGGUGUUCAUACAGCAUCUCCAGGCAUGGUUCUUACGGAUCUGCUUUUAAGUGGCUCAACUGUCCAAAACAGGCAAAUGUUUAACAUCAUAUGUGAGCUUCCUGAAACUGUUGCUAGAACAUUAGUUCCAAGGAUGCGGGUUGUCAAGGGAACUGGCAAGGCCAUCAAUUACUUGACUCCUCCGAGAAUCUUACUUGCUUUGGUCACUGCCUGGUUACGAAGGGGUCGUUGGUUUGAUGCUCAGGGGAGAGCAUUGUAUGCAGCAGAAGCAGACCGGCUUCGUAACUGGGCUGAAAAUCGCGCCCGGUUCUCGAUCAAUGAUGCAAUGGAAAUGUACACAGAGGACACAUGGCUGUCAGUCUUCUCACUUUCAGUUGUUUGUGCCUUCAUAAUCCUCUCCAGCACUGGCAACAACUUGCCAGGAACUUGAUCUCUUUAUGCCAAUUUGAAAGUAAAUCUACAUUUAUUGGUGCCUGAAAAGCUGAAAUCAUCAACUCAAAAGAAUGAAAUCAAACCAUAAACAAGGUGGAUGUUUUUUUCUCAGCAUGUUCACCUGAACUCAAUUGUUUCUUAACCCUCCUAGCUGUAUGUAACUUUUUAGCUCAAAGAUUUGGUUCCUCAUGUGUUGUAGGAGUUCCAUUAUAGGCUCCUAGCAAUCAAGCUUCUCCAUUGAGAUGCUUAUAGUCAUAAUAUGUACUAUGUAUAGCCUUCAUUAAAAUUGUAGUCUGUAGUGAAAUUUCAUGUUUUAUGUUCAA